Molecule: messenger RNA, 3048 nt
Organism: Lolium rigidum
Lineage: Eukaryota; Viridiplantae; Streptophyta; Magnoliopsida; Poales; Poaceae
Product: chromosome transmission fidelity protein 18 homolog
Exons: 24
Coding region: 38-2857 (939 amino acids)
Molecular function (GO): ATP binding; ATP hydrolysis activity
Source: RefSeq, a predicted model, not a curated record
UUCCUCUGCUCGCUGCCGUGCUGCGCCGGAGACGGAGAUGGAGGUCGACAUGGACAUGCCAGAUCCGGAGGAGCUCGAGUGGAUGGAGAGCAACGGCCUCCUCCCGGAAGAAGAGGAGUACGCCUACUUCGACGACCCCGAGGAGGGCUUCCUCCCGGCCGCCGCCGUCGCGAGCAAACCGCAGGACCCCCCGCAGGUGGCCGCCGCAUCCCCUGCAAAGCCGGCAGAGGAAGUGCCGGAAGCCAAUCUGAAGCGGCCUCCCCCUCCGCCCCCGCCGGAGCAGGAGGAGGAGAGGAGCAAGCGGAGGAACGUGGAGCGGGAGGAUCCGGUGGACGAGGACUGGCUGCGGUACUCGCCCCCUCCCGCCGCUGAAGUCGUCGCCGAGAAGACAGUAUCGCGGUUCGCAUCGGAGAUCCAGGGGGACUCUAUGCCCGUCACAGCGCCCAACGGAGAGAGGGUUUAUGCUAAGCUCGCGACGGAGAAAUUGGUUAGCGAAGUUAUUGAGGGAGCUAGGCGACGAGCUUCGAACACCAACCACACGGGUCUUCUCUCUGAAUCCUUUCAGUCACUAACAAUGCGAGCGGAGCAAGAUGCUCUAGCAAAGGCCUUGCUGGAAAGCACAGACACACAAUAUGUUGAGGGUUGUCCAGUGACUCCAGUAGUUACAGAACAACUUUGGGUGGAGAAAUAUGCACCACACUCUUUCACAGAGCUGUUAAGUGAUGAACACACAAACAGGGAGGUACUUCUAUGGUUGAAACAAUGGGACUCCUGUGUGUUUGGUUCCCAUAUUCGGGCUACAAGUGAUGAUACUUUAUCUGCCUUACGUCAGCAUUCUUGUGCCAUCCAGAAAAACUCAAGUAACAGAAGUUUCUUUUCCAAGAUUAAGGGAGGCUAUGUCACGAGUCGAGAUAGCAUGCCCCAAAAUGAAUCUGGUAGCAACUCAGAAGAUUUGAAAAACAACUUUAACAAAAAGCCCUCUGUCGAUAAUGCGCCAGAACAAAAGGUGUUGCUACUAUGUGGCCCGGCUGGCCUUGGGAAGACAACACUUGCUCAUGUGGCAGCCAAACAUUGUGGCUACCAUGUUGUGGAGAUAAAUGCCAGUGAUGAUCGUUCUGCUUCAUCCAUUGAACCAAAAAUUCUUGAUGUAGUUCAGAUGAACUCUAUCAUGUCAGAUUCCAAACCUAAGUGUCUGGUAAUUGAUGAAAUUGAUGGAGCGCUUGGUGAUGGAAAAGGGGCUGUGGAGGUUAUUUUAAAGAUGAUCAAUGCUGAAAAGAACAAAAAUUCUGACAGUAGUACUGGUACAGAUGAAACUCCAGUACAAAAGGCUUCUACAAGGAAAGGUCAUAAAAUAGCAAAACUGUUGAGGCCUAUAAUUUGUAUUUGCAAUGACCUUUAUGCCCCAGCCUUGAGAAAACUACGUCAAGUUGCCAAGGUUCAUAUUUUUGUGCAGCCAACAAUUAGUCGUGUGGUGAACAGGCUCAAGUACAUAUGCAAGAAGGAAGGAUUUAAGACAAGUUCAAUUGCCCUUUCUGCAUUAGCAGAUUACACUGAAUGUGACAUUCGAUCAUGCCUGAACACACUUCAAUUUCUGAACAAGAAAAGAGAGGCACUAAACAUUUCAGGGUUUGAGUCACAAGUCAUUGGACGGAAGGACAUGUCAAAAAGCAUCUUUGAUGUUUGGAAACAGGUUCUUCAAAAGAAAAAACCCAAGCGGGCAGAAAUGGCUGAUAGUCAUGUGAGUGGAGACAAGGACAUUGGUUCUCUGUUCUCACUCAUAUCUAACCGUGGUGACUAUGAUGUUACUAUGGAUGGGAUUCACGAAAACCUCUUAAGACUCUCUUACCAUGACCCAAUGUUGCAGAAGACGGUGAAAUGCCUUGAUGUACUUGGAGUUUCUGAUUCUUUGACGCAAUAUGUUUAUCGAACACAACAUAUGUCAAUCCAAGCAUAUCAACCUUCUAUUGCUAUCACUAUAAGCCGUAUGGUUGCUCAAGUUGAGAAGCCAAAUAUUGAGUGGCCAAAAGCUUUGCAAAGGUGCCGAGCAGUGCUUUUGGAAAAGAAGGAUACAUUGAAGACCUGGCAAAAUCGAAUGUCACCGCUCAUUUCAAGGCACCUGUCUGUGGAAUCUUUUGUUGAAGACAUUGCUUCCCCCUUUUUACAUAUUCUUUCCCCAUUGAGUUUGAGACCUGUGGCACUGAAUUUGCAGUCAGAGAGGGCAAAAAAUGAACUCGUGCAGCUAGUUGAUACUAUGGUUGCUUACUCGGUUACAUACAGAAACACAAAGUUUGAACCUCAAGAAAGGGCAAAUGGAUAUAUUGUGCCAACUGAUAUUCCUUCACUCUCUCUUGACCCUCCAAUCAGUGAUAUCAUAAGCUUUAAGGGCUACCAAUCCGAGCACAUUGGUCUCUCUUUGGCCGUGAAACAGGUCUUGGUGCACGAGGUAGAGAAGCAAAAGAUCAUGAAAGAUAGCGCGGGAAAAUUGUUGAACCAAACUAGUGAAGCAGUUACUAGUGAAGUUUCAACAGUUACAUGCCAGGAAGCAGCAGCUGUUACUGCAUUGGAUUCUUCCAAGGGUAGCUCUAAGCUUAAAUCAGCUACAGUUCCAAUGCAGUUUAACUCAGCCUCUAGUUUGAGGGGUAAAGAUAUGGCACCUGCAAAGAAACCGUCAAGCCGCCCAACUGAUUUCUUUCAUAGCUUUAGGAAAGAAAGACCAGCGGGUGCAAAGAGUCAUAAUGAUGCAGCGCAGCAAGGAGCAACAGUUCAGAGGGACUUGCGCCCACUGAUCUUCAAGUACAAUGAGGGCUAUACAAAUGCCGUUAAAAGACCAGUGAGAGUUCGUGACCUUCUGCUAUAGAUAGGUUCUUCUGAUUUCCUGCACUUUGUCAUGUAAAGUAAUGUUUUCUUCUAUAUUCACUGUAAUAUUAUUUUUGUCGAAUAUACUAAGCUAUUAGGUGGACCUUUCUUGAAAGAAGAUAAUCGGUACUGGCUUAGUGACUAAUUAACUGCUAAAAGGAAAGAAAUGUAAUUGCAAAUGUCCUAUGGGAA